AUGGCCAAGGUUCCUGAUACUAUCACUAGCUGGAUAGCAAGUGCAUUUGCCAUGUCCAAUUCAUCUGGUCUGGGAGUUUCCAAACCUGCCACACUGAAAGUAUUCCAGUCAUUCUUUGUUUCACUGACCCUCCCAUACUCUGUUAUCCGCGGCGAGGAAGUGUCCAUUAUAGCAACAGUCUUCAACUACGAAAGCAAAUGUCUUACUGUAAGUAAAAUACGAAACCUUUUUUAAAAAAUUCGUAAUGCUUUCUUGUUAAAAAGUUCAUUUUUGUUUCACGCACCCUCCCAUAAUCUGUUAUCCGCGAGGAGGAAGUCUCCAUUAUAGGCGAACCUUUGUUUACAAUUUUUGCCUCAUUAACAUAUGCUUAUCACUAUCUGAUGACCCUAAUAAAAUAAAAACUCUGAAUAUUUAAAGGGCAUAACAGUUUCAGUUAUCGCUGAAAAUUUGAGCUCAAUACACCGAAUGGUUUCGGAGAAAUUCCCGUCUAAAAAGUCGAACUUUUACAGAGAAUGUACGGCUCAUUAACUUUUUUGCCACGCAGAAAUUUCGCAGUUUUUGAUGGCUGUUAUUUCCUUCAAUAUUGCUUGCAAAGAGCUGAAAAUUGCACAAAUUGCUCAACUUAAUCAGCUCUUUCAACUUUUGCAUUUAAUUCAUAUAUACGGCCACGGCUUCUAUGAGUUAAGCCGUAUGCUAAUGAGGAAAAAGUGUAAACAAUAACGUCAGCAAAGAUUCGCCUAUAGCAUCAGUCCUCAACUACAAAAGCAAGUGUCUUACUGUAAGUGAAAUACGAAAUCCUUUUUUAAAUAAUUCAUAACGCUCACUUGUUGAAAAGUUUUGAAAAUCCAAGCUUUAGACAACCCGUUCUGUUGUCUUCACCUUGGCAGCAGAGCCCUUCUUUACCCUUAGUGGGGGGGCUUAACUUUAGACCCCCCCCCCACCCGUAUCUCAAGGUCUGGAUCCGGCGUAGUUCAUGAAAGACUCUGCAUGAGAUCUUUGUUGAGCAUGCGCGGCAAGUCGCUAAGAUAUGGUUUCGAACUCAGGCGUAAAAGCCGUGUGCUUGUCACAUUGGGCUCGGUAAUGACCAUCGUUUAAACAAUAAACGGAUGCUCGCACUCGGCAAAAACAAAAAAAAAACAGUUUGCCGAGAGAGAAUAAGAUUGACCAGUCCAGAAAUAUGGGCUGCGGUCAGUGUCCUCAAAGGUUUGACGCGAUCCAGGCGGAACGUCCUUUUCACCUCCUAACUCAAGAAAAAAGCAAAAGGAUCUCUGCUCGCGGGGUGUGUUGUCUUUAGAGGUAAUAAAACAAGUGAAAUCGUGAAGAAAACUAAUUACGUGAAAAGUGGAAAGAUAUUUAGUGAAGCAAUUUUGCGAAAAAAAAAUGUAAAAAUUGAACUUUAGAGUAGGGCUUAGGUGAAUUAUUUUCUCAAUCAACGGAUCUUUCUAUGUGCCAGGAAUCAAGUGUUGAUGUGAAAAUUCCGUUUUUCUAUUAUUUUUGCAUUGUUAAAGUCAAUGGUUUGUUCCUCUGACAAAAUAGAUUCGCCUGGGCUUGGAAGAGUCUCUGCACUACAGGAUACUCUCCAAUUCCUCUUUUGACGUCUGUGUGUGUAGCAGUGAAGCCAAGUCUGUGCGCUUUAGUAUCAUUCCGAAGAAACUGGGACAGAUGCCUCUUAAGGUGGUGGCCAAGGAUGUGGCCACAUCAGCCUGUGAAGUUGGCGCACAGCAGAUGACUCUGGGUGUUACUGAUGCUGUCAUAAGGAAGCUGCUUGUGGAGGUAUGGUGGAUUCACAGUCAUGGACAUGUGUUAACGUAAACUUCCGCUCAUAAGUUCCCCCUCCCACCCUCACUUAUAAGCUUCCCAGGGCUGGGCUAAUCUACCUGUAAAGGAAAAAAAUUCAUCCGAUUAUAAGUCCCCCGCCCCCGGAUAUAUGCUCCCUCUAGCUUGUCUUGGAAUGAAUUGAUUUAUUAUGACGUUUUAAAGCUUAAUUAAACACCAGUAAAUGCAAAACGUAUUUUGAUCAGCGCUGCUAUAGCUUGUUUCGAAGCGCUCUUUCUAUUCCGUUCAUAAGCCGUCCUGAAACCUCUUACGAGGAUGUAUAAGCCCAGGGCUUAUAACCGGCAGUUUGCUGUAUGUUAGCCGGUAGAGCAGACGUUUUUUACGAACGCUUGUUUAAAAUUCGAACGCGUUAGGCCGCCGUUUUGGGUGCAGGAAAAGAUGGACUAGGGGAGGAGGGGCAGGGAAGGCAUUAAUUGGCAGGUAUCAUUCAAUAUCCAAUCAACUGCACCAAUCAGAGCCGCCGUUCAUCUAGUGCAGGGUUUCACAAACGCUGGCUGCGUGCAGGCAUAUUUUGCGCUCUCUUCUCCCUCUCACUCGGCUAUUUAAAGCCCGUCGUCCUCGUCUUUGCAAUCAUUCUUUGACUCAUUAAUCCAUCUCAUCCAUCCGUCAGUUUUAUCAUCCAAGAUGGCGGAAUGUAGUUGAAGGAUCACUCAUCGCUCGUCCAGCCAAAUACGCCUGCUCUGUUGUAUUGUACAAAAAAAGAAUACAGUAAAAGACUAACAUCGUUAACCCUUAAGCCCCAAGAGUGACCAAAGUCAAUUUUCUCUAAACAAUGUCAAUACAUAAUCUAGAGAAAAUGUUGUGAGAAUUAAUGGAACGAUCACCUGAUGGGAAAAGCUUUGAUCGGCAAACAAAUUCUCUCAACUAAUUCUUUAAGCAAAUGUAUGGAGAUCAGUUUGGAGAAUUUGUAUGUGGAUAUUGGGGCUUAUAGGGUUUAUAAUCGACCAUAGACCUUUUCCUUCCAGAGUCAAUUUUUGUAAAAACCCACAUUUAAGAACCACAAUUUUUCGAAAUCUGGCCACACAGUUCUUACAAUUUGGGGUUGUUCAAAUAGGUUGAUAAGUUUCUUAAGGGAAGAUUAAUCAUUGUUGCCCUUUAACUGCAGUGUUAUUAAAAAAUUACACUGAUCAGAACUAAACAUAACAGAUCUUAACUCCUAGCUGAGAUUAUUCUAUACGAGCGCUCGAAAAGCUCAUGCCUCACAAAGAUUUCUGAGCUAGGAAUACGCUGUGGUAUUUCCAGAGACUUCUAAUGGGAGAAAGCAAUUUCGAAAUUUGUAUUUUAUUUUUUUGAUAUUUACUUAUUAGUUUAAAACGUUUUAACUUUUUGUAACGUACUUUUUGAACUGAGAGAUGUAAGAAAGCGCUAAUUGACCGGCCUCGUGGAAACGAUGAGUUUUACCUCGAAACCGCACUCACUGUUUCCCUUAUGGCUGUUCAUAAAGUGAUAAAUGUCAGAUUCAGGUUGAUAACUUUUCAAAUUAGGAAAUGAGCUGGCAAGGAUUAUCUAAAAUAAUUCUAGUAAAUGAAAAUGGCUUGAAAAUACCUAUUUAUGUGUAGAUACGAAGCUCAAGCAACAAACAUUGAGAUUCGAGGGAAACAAAAUUAACUGUUUCUCGGGGAUCAGUCUUUAACAGAUUUGUUAUAUAGCUGGAAAUUUUGAAGCUGGAAUUCAUUAGAACUCGCUGUAAACGGCAGUUGUCGGUCAACAUUCGCGGGUAGCAGUGCACUGACGUCAUAGAUUUUGCAAUGUUCCCCGCUCAGAGAUUUUGGCCGGAAACAUUUGCAUUGUUAGAUGUCAUGUGACGUGCGCUGUUGGGAAAAAAGUUCCAGCCAAAGAACAAUUCCGUUUGUUGACGGGAUGUGUUUUUUUUUUCUUUAGCCUGAAGGAGUUCGUCAGGAGUACACCUAUAACAGCUUUGUAUGCCUCAAAGGUACUUUAGCUACCUUGCUUGAGUUUAAACUGUUUCGAUUGAGGUUUUUUUUAAUUAUCUUACAAUUUAAAUAGAGCAAAGGAGGCCUUUCACCCUGAGACUCAAGCCGGUUGUUUUGUCUGUCUAACUUUAAAAUCUAUCGACAAAAUUCAUCCGUCUUAACAUUCACAUGAAACCUCUUCAGCAGUACUUUCACAUGGUACUAUUUAUUUGGUAUAUAGUUCUAACUUUUGAGUCUGUGGAUGAAAUCCCAUCGUGUUACCAUUCAAAUGAAACCUCUGGUAGAAUUUUUGCAGAGUACUAUUUUGUUCAUGUAUUUUUGUACAUUGGUUACUAUUUGGAGUGAAAAGGUUAUCAACUCUUUCUAAAAACCUCUAAGUAAGUGAUUUUGUACGCGAUUAAACGCAUUUAUUCUUUAUUCUUUACUCAUAAGUUUUCUUCUCUAUUUUUGUUUAAUUUCCUGUAGAUGAAUCUUAUUUUAAUGACACCAUUAAGAUUGCAUUGCCCAGCAAUGCGGUUGCUGGUUCGGUGUAUGCAGUUGUUUCUACCGUCGGUGAGUACCGUCUUUGCACAACUCAUUACUAAUAACUUGACCGUUUUCUUAAUGUGAUGUAUUUUGCUUUGAAAAUGCUUCUUAUCCACCCACGUUCACUAUUUUGUAGGCACGUCUUUGAUAGUUGCAACCUCUUUUGUUUACACCUGACACAGACUUGACCACCUAGCUUCAAUCCCGACACCCAUGAACCCCACUACCGGUUUUACCCUCUGUUUUGUUAAACAGCAAUCUGGAGCCCUUACCAUUUGUUUGGAAAACCCGAAAAUUCCGGGGAGAAAUUUGGAAAUUCCCGUUGGAAAUUUUCCGGAAAAAAGUAAUACCUUUCGAGGUAUUACCUUUUUCCCGUUCUUACCGAAACGACCAAAAUUUUCUGUACCAUUUGUUUGGGUUACCAGUGCCAGGCUUCAUCUCGAGAGAAGGUGAAAAAUUUACCGGUAUUUUGUUAAUGGUACAACUCAAUCCCGUUCCUGUUUUCGGUGCCCAAAAAAAACACCAGUACCAUUUGACAGAAAUCUUUCACCGAAAUUGCCGUACAAAUGGUAAGUGCUCCUGGUUUCUUUCCUUUCCGAAAGUGAUAAGGCCAACAGCUUUAGGUCACUGUGUUAUGACGCGAUCAUCUUACUGAGACGAAGUUUUUAAAGGGAUAGGUCGCAGUCUUUUCUUUUUACUCUUUGAAAAUGAUUCCCGAGCAUUAUAAAUCAGAUUCGAGUUUUAUCUGUUCGACAGGUGAUCUUAUGGGACCAACUUUGAAUGUGGAAGGUCUGCUAAGACUUCCAUAUGGCUGCGGCGAACAAAACAUGGUGAACUUUGCACCAAGCAUUUACAUUAUGAAGUACUUGUCAACAGUGGGACAACUUACUCGUUCAGUUGAAAACAAAGCCAAGAACAUCAUGACGAUAGGUACCAUCAACACCUUUUGUAAUAAUCGUAAUCAUAGGCUGUGCAGACGGGGGUUUGGACCGCCAGGAGGGGGUGCCAAAGUUUGCGAGCUUGAUGGGUUUAACAUUUUCCAGUUCCCCUAGGUGUGGAGCUCCUUUCACGCACACUUUCUCUGUGCGCAAGCCUUUUUUACUGUGAGUGGUAUUAUAAACGUGCAUAGAUUAAACUGGAAAACAGACACACCUUUAGCAUUUGCGAAUUUUAUAAGCCACCAUAAAAAAAAUAUCAAAAAGAUGGGAUCUCAAUCUUUCCUUAUUGGACCGCCCUGCAAAAAAAAUGCCUUUAUCUUAUUAAACAUUUCCAAUCUACACUGGAGGUUUUUGGUACCAUUUGUGUGUACAAAAACCUAAUACUGAAAAGAAAGCUGUGGGUCCUUGAGAAGAAGGAAAAACUCGCCACUCCUACACUCCAAACUGCAAUAAGAAUGGGUACAAGGUUUCCGCGCGGCGACGUCUAGGAUAUUUUGAUUGGAAAAGCCCUAGUUAAGAAUGGGUACACGUUCUCGGCGCAACGACGUUUGAGAUGGUUUUACUGGACAAGUUUAGUUAUGAUUGGUGAAUAGUAUCCAAAUUCAACAAUAAACCAGUUGUUGCACAUAUUGUCCACCCAACCGAUCCCAGAAAACUUUACGCUGAAGACUGGUACCCAUUUCCCUUACAGUUUGUAGUGUGACGUAACAGCGUUUGGAGGAUGUUUUUUCUCUGAUUUUCCUGACCCAAUGGAUUAUUUGCUCUCCAACUUGACGCAUUUUUACCAGCUACAAAAGGCUCAUUAAAAGUUAUUUUCAAGCCCCUGCCUCGAUGGGCAAUACGCAUUUCCAGUAACCAACAAAAGGAAGUCCCGCUCUUAGGGGUGAUUGUGACAAACCACCUACAUCUCCCUCCCUCCCCUAAUUCCACGUUUUAGGGCAAAGUGUUGGGUUAGGGGACGGGUGGGUGAGAAUCUUAUGCUGAUCCCAAAACGUUUGGUUGUUCAUCAUUGGUAUUAGGAUACCAGAGAGAGUUGACGUACAAGCGUUCGGAUGGAUCAUACAGUGCCUUUGGAAACAGAGAUAGCGAAGGAAAUACAUGGUAAGUGAUUAUUAAAAAGUAGCUCGUAUUUGAAGUGUAGUGAGGACACAGGUAACCCAGGCUCUGUGAUGGUACCAUAGUACGAAUCCUGUAAAAUUACAGUGUUUGUAUCGGGCAAAGUUACGAUCCUAAAAUUUGUAGGGAACUUUUCGGAGGCUAGCAGUCGGCUAUUAAAAAACGAGUUCGUCGUGUUUUACUCUGUUCAUCCGAGAGACAAAUACAGAGGAGGACUCGAAUCGGAUCCAGUACGUUUAACAAAUUGACAACAAUUUUCCGUGGACUAUAGUCUUAUCGACCAUAGAAAUGACUUCAAAAUGUUCAUCACACUGAAGUGGUUUCACUGCAAAGUUUUAAACAUUUUGAUGGCUUUUCUGUGGUCAAUAAUAGUGAAGACUAUGGAAAUUGUUACCGACUUGUUUUUUUACAAUAACUUUUUUAUUGAAGUUUCUCGGUAAAUCGCGCACGCGAGAAAGAGAAACUGCGCGCCGUGCCUCCAUCAUCUUUUUCACUCAUGGUCUGUGCUCUCAUCGAUUAUUUUCGACCAAUCAGCGCGGGAGAAAUCGUUCACUGAGUUGUUUGAAAUAGCCAUUCGAUCACCCUUUUUUGUCUUUGCCAGAAUAUUGAUGGUGUCUUUCUUUCCUCAUAGGUUAACAGCCUUUGUGCUGCGCUCAUUCGCUCAAGCGCGUCCAUUUAUCUUUGUUGAUGGAGACGAACUUAAACACACCCAAAACUGGAUCACGAGGAAUCAAAACCCACAAAGUGGAUGCUUCAGAAAAUCUGGAAGUCUUUUUAACAAGCGUCUCAAGGUUUGUGUCAUUCCUAAAUUUCCUGCUUUCUUUCAUUUUAUGUGUUGUAAAUGUUCGAUAACUCUUGCGAAUCUUACCCUUCCUCGUUUCAGGGUGGUGUUUCAGAUGAAGCAACGCUUACUGCAUUUGUCACAGUGUCCCUUCUGGAAUCCGGGAUGUCUCCUGAGGUAUUACUUACUUCAUGCGCAAUUCGCUCUCUCCGAUUAGUUAUAGAAUUUUGUGUACAGCCACUGCGGAAGUGUUGAGUAGACGUCAGUUGGAAAGUACUCGAACCACUGUUUAAAUCAUCGAUCAUGCUUGUAAACAGCCAACGUGUUCCACACUCCCAUUUUGUUUGAAAUUUUUGUUUCUUUGCCCAUGGAAAGCCCCUUACAUGUGAGGGGAAUGAGGAAGUUAUGAAUUUUUUAUUGUUUUUUACGCCUGCUUGUAUUGGGAUUUGGAGGAACAAGAAUGGUUUACUAUGGAGACAAUACCCCGAGGAGCUUCAUGCUACAGAAACCCCGGGUUAAUCUCCGGAUGCGUCGGCUUUAUCAAAUACCUCUGGCAGGGGGGUGGGGGUAACUCGGUGGCAACGGGCUAGUAUCCCAUAGAGGGCAAAGUAACAAUACCCGGCCUAGGUGCUUCAUGCUACAGAAGUCGGGGAUAAGCUCCAGAUUAAUGGCCACUUGACUCGUAUGAAAACUCUAACUUUACCUGCUCACGUUGUCAUGGUAGCAAAAUUUCUGGAUCUCAACAAUAGGAACCUUACUAAACUAUGACUGCGACGGCAACGGGAACGUCAAAAACGCGAUAAGGUUAAUGAUCAAAAUAACGACUCUGCACGUGAUCACGCUUUUUUUGUACAUUUCUUUGCAGUCCCGGAAUAACUACGACGUGAAAUGACGAAAUUUUCUGGUUUUUUGAGGACGGAAACGGCAAGGCGAUAAAUUCUACCAUCUCUGCCUGAACUCGGGUGCGGCCCCUCUCUUCAGCUCCACCAUAAAUUCCCUUGUUUUAAGUAACUGGGCGACUUAGGAUAAUCGCGAAAUGGUUUGAAAGGAUGCGGAGUCUAUUUUUCAGCGACGUUUUUAUGGACGUCGCCUUUGUCGGAUCGUAAGGUCCUUAAUCUUUCUUGACAGAGACGGCUAUUUGCACUGUCGAAAGAUGGAAGAAAAGUAUGUGUUACUGUUUUGUAGGCUAAGAGGCGAGGGCUUGAAUUUGGAAUUAAAAUUACCUAACUUUAAUCGUAAAUUUAAGAAGAAUUCUUUCACUUAUUCAUUAACUAAGUUAUGGAACAGUUUGCCUUCUCAAGUGCGUCUUUCAAGUGAUGCUAAUGACUUCAGAAGUAGAUUGCACGACUGCAGCUUUUUAGAACGUGUCUUAUAGUGCACGAUUGUAGCUUUCAACUGUUUUUAGAACGAGUAUUAUAGUUUUCCUUGUCACGUUUUCAGUAUGUGGCUUUUUAGUCGGUCUUAGCUUUUUAUAUUUUAUGUUUUUAAUACCAAGUUUUUUAUAUGUAUCUAUUAAUUGAGUUGUUUUUAAAAUUGAAUAAUAUUAUGUAGUUGUAAUUAUUAUAGAUUGAUUGAUUGAUUGAUUGUUCCUGAGAGCAAUCAUGCACAGGAAAGUCUUAAAUGUCAAUUUUUUUUCGUUUUUUUUUUUUCUGCCAAAUUUGCAGGACCACGGUUUGUUGAGACCCAGAUAUUUUGCUAUCACCAUGGCGACGUGACGUAACCACUUCUCCUCUCUAUAAAAAGGGAGAUUUAUAGCUUUGUCGGAUCAUUUUACGUUUCGGGGAAACUGCCCACCUACCCCUCCUCUAAGCUAACAUUAACACUUACUUCUCACUUAGGGCAAAAUGUUAGCUUAGGGGAGGGUAGGUGGGUAGUUUCCCAGAAACGUAAAAUGAUCCGCUUUGUCAACGUAAACUAAUUUUUUUCACGUUUGAAUUUUCAGAGCAACGUUAUCCAAGGUGCACUUAUUUGCUUGCGGGAUGCAUCUUCCAGUGUCACUGAUUCAUAUUCGUUGGCCUUGUUUGCAUACACCUUCACCCUGGCCAAGGAUCCCACUGCCACCAGUUUAUUCAAGGCGCUUCAAAGCAAAGCCAUCGUUGAAGGUCAGUGUGGUCCAUCUAUUGAAGGUUACCUUUUUUGACGUUUUGCACACCAAAAGUAGCAAAUUGAAUGGCAUUUUGACUUUUGGGUAGUUAAAUGGCAAGUAUCCUACUCAUAUCAGGCUUCAUGGUCCUACGUUUAAUCCUCUUGUACAAAGUAAAGUUUAAACUUCUACCACAGAGAAUCUAUGACAUAAUUAUUUACACUAAGCACCUCACUCUAUAAUAUUAGAAACGCUGACUUUAUUCUCCCUCAAUUUUGCUCGAAACUCGCUACUCAAAGUCAAUCGGGCAUUUAAUUAUCUUCUCUUGAUUCACUUAAUUCUUUGCUAGCAUCCAAGAUUUUUUCCUUUCUCAGUUGCUAUGAAAGAAAACCUAACUUCGGAGACUGUAGUUUCUGGACUUUUUAUGAUUCCGUCAUUAUCAAGUGGAAUUGGAGCCUGGGAAUGAGUUACAUACGUCUUAACAGAAGUAAUUCUACUGGAAUUUGAAGUCAAUUUUCAACUGUUUCUGUAUUUUUCUAAUUAAAAAUGUGCUUGUCCCCCUAACAAGUCAUGUCAAAGGAUUACAUGUCUAAACUAUUUUUGUACCUGUCCCGGACAAUCGGUUUUGGCGCACCCUGCGACGUCAAUGUCAGAACAGAAUUAAAAUGUAAAUGUUGUGUUGUUAAUUUAUACAGAUGGGCUGAUGCAUUGGGAAAAAGAAAAAGUGGCCCCACCCACCCCUCCCAGUGACGAGUUUGUCUGGUGGUUUCCUUAUUAUCGUGCUCCAGCCGCCGAUAUCGAGAUGACAGCUUACGCUUUGAUGACGUACAUCUUACAGGCUAAGGAAGAUUCGUCGUUGAUUGGUCAAGCCAUGCCCAUCGUCAGGUGGCUGACUAAACAAAGGAAUGCUCUGGGAGGAUUUGCAUCCACACAGGUUAGUAGAGUACACAGAGCCCGUACUCUGUUUGAAGGACGCUUUGAUUUCUAUGUUCAUGGUUUGGUAUAAACAUACGGUAUGCGAUGGAGUUGCCAAGUUAAAUGAUGAGGUUGUUCACGUCAUUUAUCGUUAUAGGACACGUGUGUUGCGUUGCAAGCCCUGAGUAAGUAUGCCAAAGAAGUGUAUUCUAACACUACAUCACUUUCUGUUCGGUUUGGAGAGCAAGGUGACCAGAAGUUCAGUGCCGAGUUUAACAUCACUGAAGACAACAGAAUGGUGUCACAGAGAGCUGAGGUAGGCUGUGUAGGAUGGUGCUAAUUUUCCCUUAACUGCGGUUGAUUAAGACAUCAUGUUUGUGUUCACAGGUGUUAACAGUGAUCACAUCCACACACAAUUUGUCAUUAUCGUACUUAAGAUUAAAAGCUCUUCAUAUUCCGUUUUCUAGAAGAAAGAAAUUUCACCGCGAUUUCUUGUAUUGACAGCUUUUAGCAUCUGCUUGCCCCUUGAGAAACCACUUGACCUUGCUUUUUCCCAUCGGUCGUAAGGCGCGUACAGAGAUGGGCGUGGGUACUCAGCCCGCCUUGCUCAUUCACCGUUAUUGUUAGAAAUAUGUCCCGGAUUACCAGUUCCUCAAGGUCAUUGUUCAAAUGUGUACAAGUGUGGUAACAUGUUGAUCUAAUUAUCCAUUUCUCAGGUUCCUUCGAGCAUUCUACCCAUCAAGAAACUGCCAUUACAAGUGCAGGGAGAGGGCUGUGCUCUAAUGCAGGUUUGUUGCUCCAUCCCUUUAAUUUUUCUUUUUCCUCGUUCACUUCCUUUUUACUUUUCCCGUUUCUCUGAUGAUGUUGUGGACUGUAGGUAAAACCCGCGGGGAAUAGCUUGAAAGAUUAUGGUUAAGUUGGCUGACGUGUUUUGCAGCCACCUUUAAUGUGUGACGGCGACCACUCUAUAGAGGUCACGCUAUAAGUUAUUGAGGGAACCCUUUUUUUUCGGCGAAUUGACAAGCGACUGCUUAAUACAUCUGUUAAACUUAAAUCAAAGCAAAUAACGAGUUCCGCAAAAAAACAGGCAGAAAACUACGAUAUUGGCUAGAUUAUUUUUGGGCUUAAAAUAAAAUGUGCUUACUUCGCUUUCUGUCCAGGCGGAUGUGUCGUACAAUAUUCCAGACGUUAAAGAAGAGCCAGCGUUCGACUUGAAAGUAAAACUCAAACUUUCUGAAGAUUUAGUGGAUCCUCUUGCAACAGAGACGGGAGAGUUUCUGUGUAUGCCUUUGGAAAUGUCCAUCUCAGCCAAGUAAGAUCCAUUUUGUUUACAUUUUCAGUUUUUUGCUUUUUGUUCAUUAGAGAGAUAGAUUCACGCUUUCGGCAAACGGCAAACUUCGAUAGGUCGUUUCUGAGUUUCCCAAGCCUCUAUUUCAUAACGAGGCUACGUGCAUUUUAUAUUCUCAUGCAAAUGAAGCUGGUUAUCACAAGAAAGGUUUUUCACUUAACCUCGAUUUGAAAGUGAUGGUUUUUUGAAAUUCUGAAAUGGCCAGUUGAAACAUUUUGCAGAGUUUUUAUCUGUUCAUAUUCAUGUACUGAAAAAAAUUGUCAAAGUGAAUCAGUUUUGCGCCAUCUGCCAUCGUAACUUCUAAAUCUGUCUGUCUGUUGUAUAUACCUCCAGUUGUAAUUUUAGUCUAUUUUCAAAAAACAAAAUCCCUGUACUUGAAUUUAUAUGUAAGGUGUUUCUUUCUGUAUGUUAUUGUAUUUCUUUUCUUUUCCUUUUUUUCAUGUAAUUUAAUAUCGCCUUAAUGUAAAGUUUUGUCCUUCCUAGAUUAGCAUUAUAUCUAUUUGCGGGGCAUAAAGUAUUGUAAACUUUAUAGUUCUGUAAAUAAAUACAUUGUUGUUGUAGUAGUUGUUGUUUGUUGCCUUGGAUUGCCACGACAAAUCUUAUCAAGAAACCUUCCAAGUUUUUUAUUUGGUUUGGUGUCUGCUAAUUUAGGUGGCUGAAGGAAGACUCGUCUAACAUGGCGGUUAUUGACGUUAAACUCGUGUCAGGGUAUCAAGUGGACGAAGAGAGCUUGGAUAGGGUAAGUGUUUGGUGAAUGAUAUUCCAGUAAUCGGAGACCUAUGUUAUGCGCACGGGAUUCUGGGAUUGCCGGGGGCCAAACAUUGCCACUCGGUAGGAAGAAAUGUGUGGCGUAAAGGCGGUUUUUAGUGUCCACGAACAAAGAAUAACGCAUUUGCGAUGUGAUUUUUUAAGAAGCGGAGGUUGUCUAAUCUUGGCGCGUUGAAAUUGUAAGUUCGUUAAUACGGACACUUUCUGUGGCCCCUUCAGUGUCCGUAUUAACCCUUCAAACCCUAAGAUCAAAAUUUGAAUUCUCAUUUGUUGCUUCUAUUCAUUUCCACCAAAGUAGUGGGGAGAAGUUGAUAAAAUAUUUAGCCAAUUCAUCUUGUGUGAUCGUGUCCUUAAUUCUCAUAAUCACUCUCUUUUACAAAGAAAUUAGAUUACAAGGAGAAAUUUGAUGCUGAUCAGUCUUAGGGCUUAAAGGGUUAACGGGCUUUGGCUGUACAUGUUUUCUUCUAGUUGAUGAACCACGCUAAACUUGGAAUGAAACGAUACGAAAUUGAGGGCCAACACGUGAUUCUGUACUUUGAUGAGAUUGACAAGGUGUCGUUCGCGUUCAAGAUUUAUCAAUCAACCCUUGUGGCAAAAACCAAACCAGCCUCGGUCACCGUCUAUGACUAUUACGAGACUCGUAAGUACACUGUAGAUAGGCUUCUGCAAAGCUAAUAGGAAGAUACAGUAAAAGCGCGCGUGUAAGAACCUACAGUUUUUAAAGUCUGGCAAAAAAGGUUUGUGUUUUGGGAUAGUUAUUGGUAGUUUAGUCUAGGUAGGUUUUUAAUUAGCUAACUAAUUUCUAUGAAGGAAAUAUAGUUGUCGAGUACUAGAAAAAGAAAUAUAAUUGGGCUUGGUUCUUAUAUAUACAGUAUUUUAUAUUACGAUGAACCUAACUAAAAUGAUAUAUGGGAUUAUCUCUAUAACAGGAGUUGUCAAAUAAAAAACAAAUAAAAUAAAUAAUAUAGUAAAUAAAUAAAUCGUUUCCUGUAAUAAAAACUUGCAAUCUCGAAGUCAAACGUCUUGCUCAUAAUUUUACUGUAUUUUACUUGUAAGAAACUGCUUGAUCCUUCUUAUUCUUAUAUUUUUUGGAUAUUAAGGUGGCAAAUUUCUGGCAGCAGCUUCUUAAACCACUAGUCGGUUCUUACAUGAGAGAUUUAACUGUAUCCAGAGAAUUUUAGCGGUGAACUGUUAGAAGUUUUUUUGUGACCGGGGAUGGUGCAAUUACCAGAUGAACUGUCCCACAAAACAAAACAAAACUCGAUCACCCACAAUAUUACGAGAGGUCAUGACUUGCUCCGCAACAACAAGAAAUACCCCCCUCGAUCCUCCACCCCCCACCACCACGACCUUCACCACCACCCCACAGUGGCAUCUGUCAAAUUAAUUCAAGUCUCAGAAACCCUCUUUUUUUUCUAUUAGCAAUCCACUCUCGCUUUUGUGAUACAUAGCAAAAGGUGCGAGUUGAUGGAGCUGGGGACGAGGGGCUUGAAUAAUUAAUUACCUAAUGAAUAAUGUUGAUAAAGAGGGUGAUAUCUGAACAGGCAACUCACAGUCGAUAGAAACAGAGAUUUUGGCAACAAAUUAAAACCAAGGCAUCAUAUAGAAUUCCUUUUAUUGCUUACUUCCAUAUAAGUGAAAGGUGUCGAUUGACGUCAUCUGACCUGACAUCUCCAUCUUCUUCAACCGUAAGUAGAAAUUCAUUUCUGAAUUGUGCUUUUUGUUAUGUUUUAACAGAUCUUUCUGCAACGGUCAUGUACAAAAUUACCGAGGACAUGUGCUCACCGGAUUUCGUCCCAAUCGGUUAGUUUCUUCAUUGUAAUAAAUUUGAAAUAACAUGCGCGUCAUCUUGCGUGGGGAAGUGAGAGUAUACGUUCUUAGGAACUCGUUUCUCAGGCGUUUCUUCCCCAUAGUCAUGGAAAGCGAACCGGUGACGAAGCCAUAAGCACGUCUGUGUGAGAGGCUAGUUAA
This is a messenger RNA of Porites lobata, 14215 nucleotides long. The record is from the annotation of a GenBank genome assembly. Lineage: Eukaryota; Metazoa; Cnidaria; Anthozoa; Scleractinia; Poritidae.